Aedes albopictus (Asian tiger mosquito) is the source of this 2490-nucleotide messenger RNA. RefSeq names its product nicotinamide/nicotinic acid mononucleotide adenylyltransferase 1 (gene Nmnat). Gene Ontology annotation, molecular function: nicotinamide-nucleotide adenylyltransferase activity; nicotinate-nucleotide adenylyltransferase activity. The record is from RefSeq and is a predicted model, not a curated record. The transcript is spliced from 6 exons. Gene Ontology annotation, biological process: NAD+ biosynthetic process. Bases 188 to 1618 code for a protein of 476 amino acids. NCBI's taxonomy places the organism in Eukaryota, Metazoa, Arthropoda, Insecta, Diptera, Culicidae.
GUUAGUUUGACUGUCAAAACAUUUUUUUUAUCGAUGUCGCGAAAAUUUUUCUGCACUUCGUGAGUAAUGGACUAGUGGUUCAGAAAAAGUUCUAAAUUGUGGCAGAAAUUGUGUAAAUUCCAGUAUAUUAAGUGCUCAGGAAUACUACUUUUCAGUGAGCAUCAAGGGAAACUAAAAUUUGGCGCAAAUGAGGAUGACAUCACCGUCUAAAAUCAUGCUUAUAGCAUGCGGCUCAUUCAGUCCCCCAACCCCAAUGCACUUUCGAAUGUUUGAAAUUGCACGAGAUUAUUUUGAACAGAUUGGAUCAGCCAGUGUAGUUGGAGGAAUAAUCUCACCGGUGCACGAUUCAUACGGCAAGAAUGGUUUAGUUUCUGCCACACACCGGUGUAAUAUGAUCAAAAUUGGGCUGCAAUCUUCGGACUGGAUUCGGCUUUCGGAGUGGGAGACACAGCAAGAAGAAUGGACGAGGACACGACUCACACUCCAAUACCAUCAGAACUGCAUUAAUUCCUUCCUGAAGGACGCGAAUAGCACAAACGAUCAGCACAUUCCGUCGUGGAUUCCGGAAGGGUUGAAAAAGACCGCCAGCCAGGUUCAGCUGAAGCUGCUUUGCGGCGCAGACCUGCUCGAGUCUUUUGCAACGCCGGGACUGUGGAAAGACGAGGACAUCGAAGCCAUCGUCGGGCAGCAUGGGAUUGUGGUAAUUUCCCGUGCCGGAUCAAAUGCCGAACAGUUUAUCUUCAACUCGGACCUGCUGAGCCGCUAUAGGAGAAACAUUACAAUUGUCACCAACUGGAUAACGAAUGAUGUCAGUUCCACGCUCGUACGUCGCCUUCUUAACCGAGGAAUGUCAGUGAAAUAUUUGCUGGAUGAUUAUUUGAUAGAAUAUAUUAAAAAGCAUGCUCUCUACGGUACCAGCAACACUAAGUACAUUAUGCCCGCCAGUACGAGUGGGGAAAUGAUGAGCAUUUCUCCCGUUUCUCCCAUAAUUGAUGACGACUACGUCGAGUGUCGAAAUGAGUUGAAUACUCUGAACACGCUGGAAUCAAUGGACGAAACGGACUUUCCUCGCAAUACUUUAAAUCGAGUGUUUUGUUGCGGCACCGAAAACGAAUCAAAAUCGUCAUCGAAGGGCACAAGGGGAUUUCUGACCCACCCUGGGAGCGCUGUUAAAAUAACAACCUCUACCAUUACUUCUAGCAGUUCAAGUGGAACAGACUCGGGAAUAGUUUCCAUCUCUCAGCAUAUAGUAGACGACAAGGUGGGUAACACUACAAGUUCAGCACAAAACCGCACAAACAACUCUGAACCAAGCACCAAAACGAGCACAACGGCACUUGAUACGCAACGGCAACAAAAUUCACCCAAUAGCACAGCCAAAGCCACACAAAGAGAACCGAAAAAUACAAAGGAUUUACAACUCUCGGUUGCUGAACUAGCAAAGUCCCGUUCAGUUCAAAGCACUCCUGCUACAGUCAAUAAGGCAAGCAGUCAAACCACAGCAGCAAGUUCAUCUGCUGGUCGCAUCAGCCCUUCGAAAAGCUACGAUGACAUGAUAAAGUUUGUCUUCACGGAACACGGCAUAAAAGUGAUCAGCGAUCGCGAAUAUGUAGUUUAGACAGGCAUUUUGCCAUUCAAUUAUAACGUACAGUCUUUUUGGUCGUUCCCAAGAAGCUGAAACUUUCUGCGGUGCAGGUCUAACCGGCUUAUGCGCACCUGGUGUAGCCAGCAGAUAAUAACACAAUAGAUGAACCAAAGCAUGGUGUCGGUGUCAAUAGAUUGAAAUUUUAAGGCAAUAGCAGUUUCAUGCAUAGACAAACUUUUAAUCUCGUCUCGAUAUUAACUCAAUUUAAUCUAUAUCUGUUAAAUGGUUAUGUAUACUAUUUGUUUAACUAGUGUUAAAGUAUUUGACUAUUAUUUAGAUUUAGCUUUAGUAUUUAACUAAUUAGACCUUCAUUCACUUUUAGCGAGUAAAGCACUCGAUCACUUUGGCGUAUUUGACGAACAUGUUCUUUUUUUAGUUAUUCACGUCCACGUCCUUUUUUCAAUAUUUUUAUUAACAUUUAUUCUAACUCAAGAGCUAAUUCUACACCUUAGCGUCAAUUCAAAGUCUGGAAAAUUUCGUGAAACAACUUUUUCUAACUGCAGUGCUUGGAUGGAUCGAUGAUACCUCAGUGAAAAUCAUUAGUCCGAGUAAUCUGACAGUUGCCGCAGCUUUUCGUAGUACCGUAGGUAAUACGGCAAGUUUUUUUUCUAAAUGAACAAUAACAAUCGAGCAUCGUAUCUGAAAUGAUGUUAUGUUGAGUUUUAUUGAUUCGUUGAAGCGUUAAUCCCAGUUUCGCGGUCAAAAAGAAUCGCUCGAGAAAUUUCUUGACCGAUUCCUGGCAGAAACUACGAUGAAUGUCAUUUCAGUAAUCAUUUCUUUCCAACUGCGUACUGCGAUAAAAGAAAAAUGGUUUCUUGGUGCAUCAAGAUAGGCCGAGAAAUUCC